Molecule: messenger RNA, 240 nt
Organism: Botrytis fragariae
Lineage: Eukaryota; Fungi; Ascomycota; Leotiomycetes; Helotiales; Sclerotiniaceae
Exons: 2
Coding region: 1-240 (79 amino acids)
Source: RefSeq, a predicted model, not a curated record
AUGUCAAGCGCACUGCCAACUCAUCAAGCAUACGCACCACAACCUUGUUUACGCACAAUACUCGAUGAUGAAGGCCGGUCAAUUCCAGCCACUGUUCAUGCACUGAAGGCUCACCGACUUCGUGUCAAGCCGUACUCCAGUCAUUCCGCGUCAAUCGCGCUGCUUGUUGCGAUCUCUUUCUCUCUUUCUCUCGUCUCUCCUUUACGACCCCAAAUGUACCGUGGUAGUGCGGGGCAAUAG